Molecule: messenger RNA, 1257 nt
Organism: Drosophila grimshawi
Lineage: Eukaryota; Metazoa; Arthropoda; Insecta; Diptera; Drosophilidae
Gene: Gr43a
Product: gustatory receptor for sugar taste 43a
Exons: 8
Coding region: 1-1257 (418 amino acids)
Biological process (GO): sensory perception of taste
Cellular component (GO): axon; dendrite; membrane
Source: RefSeq, a predicted model, not a curated record
AUGGAAGUAUCGGAGCCAAGCAUUGGUAUUUUUUAUGUUAGCAAAAUUUUGGCCCUAGCGCCAUAUUCAGCGAAAAAGAAUUCCAAGGGUCAACUGGAAAUUCGUCGUAGUUGGAUAUUUACAAUUUAUUCGGUGUGCUUGUGUGUCAUCAUGGUUUUUCUAACCUAUCGCGGACUUCUUUUCGAUGCAAAUUCAAAAAUACCAGUUCGAAUGAAAUCGGCGACAUCGAAAGUGGUUACAGCCGCUGAUGUAUCUGUUGUGGUGUUGGCCGUCGUAGCGGGUGUCUACUGUGGUGUGUUUGGCUUACGUGCCACACAGAAGCUGAACACCCGACUACAGAGGAUCGACAGCACUCUUAGCCAGUACAAUAAUUUCAGGCGCGAUCGCUGGAGGGCUCAUGGAAUGGCGAGUGUUUCCCUGAUCGUCAUUGGAAUACUCCUUGGCCUGGAUGUGAAUACCUGGAUGCGUAUGGCACAGGAAAUGAACAGUAACUCAUCUGAUACGGAUCUCAACGUACAGUGGUAUAUACCCUUCUACAGUCUCUACUUUGUACUGACCGGUCUGCACAUCAAUUUCGCCAAUACAGCCUACGGAUUGGGUAGACGAUAUGGCCGUCUUAAUCUGAUGCUAAGAACUAGCUAUCUCGGUGACAAAUCGUAUUUGGUUAAGGUAAGUUCGGUUAAAACGAUUAGUUUCAAGCCAAGGGCUUUGCACGCGAGCUUAACUAAGUUGAACACGGAGACAUUAGCCAACGAAUCGGCGUCUAAGGGCAAGAGUCUACUUAUUCGAGCCAUGGCCGACAAUCACGAGUCGUUGGCCAAAUGUGUAAGGCUACUUUCGAGUUCCUAUGGCAUUGCUGUAUUAUUUAUACUCGUCUCCUGUCUGCUGCACUUGGUUGCGACCGCUUAUUUUCUGUUCCUCGAGAUCGUGAACAAGCGAUACAACGGCUAUAUGUGGGUACAGAUGCUCUGGAUACUCUUUCACACUCUGCGGCUUCUAAUGGUCGUGGAGCCUUGUCACCUGGCCGCACGCGAGUCCCGCAAAACUAUUCGAAUUGUCUGCGAAAUUGAGCGCAAAGUCUACGAGCCCAUUCUGGCCGAAGAGACCAAGAAAUUCUGGCAGCAAUUGCUCUCCGUCGAUGUUGAUUUCUCGGCCAGCGGAUUGUGUCGCGUUAAUCGCACCAUUUUGACAUCGUUUGCCUCGGCUAUAGCUACCUAUUUGGUCAUACUAUUCCAGUUCCAAAAGACGAAUGGUUGA